Brienomyrus brachyistius is the source of this 2245-nucleotide messenger RNA. Its product is annotated as actin filament-associated protein 1-like 2. Gene Ontology annotation, molecular function: SH2 domain binding; SH3 domain binding. Lineage: Eukaryota; Metazoa; Chordata; Actinopteri; Osteoglossiformes; Mormyridae. The transcript is spliced from 16 exons. Gene Ontology annotation, cellular component: cytosol. The record is from RefSeq and is a predicted model, not a curated record. Gene Ontology annotation, biological process: positive regulation of interleukin-8 production; positive regulation of epidermal growth factor receptor signaling pathway; regulation of interleukin-6 production. Bases 196 to 2022 code for a protein of 608 amino acids.
AAGAGUGCGUAAAGAGCUCUCAAGGUGGUAGGAGUAAUUAGCGGGGAUGGCGCGGCUAUGAUCCGCUUGCCUUGUGCCACAAAGCGGCGGCUGGUCGGGGCACCGUAGUGGAGGGACUGCAGAGCGGCGGACCGACCCGCAUACAUAGCUAUGCCUGGAAACGAUACGGACCCUGAACCCUGAACACCGACAGCGAUGGACAAACAAAAAGUGCUGAACCGGCUAGUCUUGGACCUUCAGUCGUUUCUCUUGGUCCUGGACAACGAGAACCUCAGCUAUAUUGCUCAGGCCCAGAAAAAGUCUAUUUCAGACUUGCUGUCUAAACUACAGGACACUCCUGUGGAGGAUGCAGAAUACAUGAUUAUGAACUGUCCGUCUGGAACCACCAACAGUGAUCUCAGGGAAAAUCAGACAGUCGCUGGGGGCUUCCUCCAGUCCAUGGUUAACCUCAGUCAUGCUGAAGAGCCAUCGUCCUCAGCUGAAUGGCUGCUGAAGGGGAGCAAGGGGCCUGUCCUGCCUCCUUACCCCCCCGAUGGCUUGGAUGAUGACUGCUAUGAAGAGGCAGAACCAUUCGUUCCAGUGAGUCAGCCCACAGACGCGGUGGACUCUGACAGCAGCCACUAUGAAUCGUACGGCGAGGAAGAGGGGGACUCUGUAAAGGAUCGGGCUCAUUACAUCCAAUGGAGCGCCUCGCAGCCGUGCCUCCGCUCCCCGCCAGAGUCACGCAUCUGCGGCUACCUCUCGAGAAAGAAGUGGCUGGGCCAGUGGAAGAAGCAGCUCUUCAUCAUCCGCAACACGGCCCUCCUGUGCUACAAAUGUGCCAAGGACCUGAACCCCCUGCUGGAGCUGGAGCUGAGGGGCUGCCAGGUGGUGUAUAAGUGCAAGCAUGGCAAGAAGAUGCAGCAUGAGCUGAAGGUGGUGGCGGGUUCGGACACCGUGGUCAUCGGCUUCCAGAGCUGCCAGCAGGCUGAGGAAUGGCGGAAGAUCAUUGAAGAAGUGAGCAGCUCCUUCCAAUACGAGAAGGAAUCUCACAGUUCGUCCUCAUUGCUGAAGUGUGACAGGCUGGAUUCUUGCAGGUCAAGCACCGUUCUCCACACGGACUCGGAAGACGACAAACUCUCUGGCCUUCCUUCUGCUAUCAGCAGUGCGGAAGUGAGAGAUAAGGGCUUCCUGAACGUCCUGAUGAACUGCCAGUGGCAGAGUCUGUGGUGCCAGGUGGAGCACGGCAUGCUGAAGAUGUUCCGGGACGAGGUGUGUGAGGAGAGCCCGCAGUACAGCGUGCAGCUCCGGGGGUGUGAAAUCCGCUCCGGCGAGGACACGGCACAGGCCUACCGCAUCACUGUGGCCCUGCACGGGGACCAAGUGGCUGUUCUGGAGGCCAGCUGCGCAGACGAGAAGGAGCGCUGGCUCCAGCUCCUGCAGGACGGGAGCCUGGAGCUGGCAGAGUCCCAGUAUGAGCAGCUGGACUCCAUGCUGGAUGCUGGGCCUAGCAGACCGCUCAGUGGUUUGAUGACUCGUAAAUUCCCGACCUCCAACAUGUACAUCGACGACCCCUUUCAGCAGUUGUGUGGGAUAGUGCAAAGCCAGCCAAUCUACUCAAACACAUGCAUUUUGGAGCACAGGUUCCAGAAGUCUCAGAACAAUACACAGAGAGAUUCAGUGAUUUUUAAAGAUGAAAGUAACUAUAUCAACAAAGGAACCUUCUCCAACCACACCCUGAAGGUGGCACCAGACCUGGCGCGGGGGGUGCAGAAGCUGGAACUGGUCGGGAAAAGACGUACACAGCUUCACGCAGGAUCAGAGGCGAACCUGGUGACGGCUGGCAGGCCUCCCAAGCGCUCCUCCUUCAGACAGUCUUUGGCCUUCUGCACUGAAAGGGCACAGGGAGGGUUCCUGACACCCUUGCUGCGACGCACUGCCUCUGCAAAGAAUUCCCUGAAACGAGCUCCCUCUGCCAUCUUUAUGGAGAAGGGCAAGGUCUUCCAGAGAAAGAAGGAGUGGGAGACAAAAGCCUCUGCAUGAUACCAGUCAGCCACUUAACCUUCACCUUGUAUACAUUUCCUUACUUGUAUAAGUAUAUAUUGCACUGAAUAUAUUGUUACUGUGCAUGUGGAUCAUGCAUUUUUGAGUUUUUUUUUUUUAGAAAUUUUUGUAUGAAUUUAAAGUCUUUUGGGUUUUCUAUUUGAUGGCAAUGCAAACUGUAAACUCUGUACUCCUCCAUUAAACAGCUAACGUUCUCACGCUA